UACAGGAAGUGACGUCAUUAUUUUUGUUUCAAAAACAUUCGUGUGGAUCUUCAAACAUUUAUCCCUACUAUGAAAUAUUCAGUUCUCUAAAAGACUUUCUCUAGCUGCCAGUCAAUCCACAACUCAGGUUGGCGACGAUUAUGAUAACGCCUUGCGGGUGUAUUGUCGAUGUAACCUGUAAUUCCUCAAGUCCCCAGCCGAAAGGUGAGAGACCUGAAAGCGAGCCACCACUUCGGAAGUUUCCUUCUUAUAGGGCGCACGGUGAGUCGAGAAUAGCGUGGUGAAACGUAAAUGCUGUUGUAUUGUGCACGGCAGACUGAUUAGGGCCACGAUUUUUUCCAAGAUAUCUGCGUGAUUUCUAAUCAUAUUUGAAAAUAGAAUGUUAACAGAGAAGCUGGAUAGUUAUACGCGCUAACUCAGUAAGCCUAACAUCUUGCUAGAAACAAAAUCUUCUGCUAGUUUUGGAAAGAAGACUAAGGAAUGGAAAUCAUCUCAAUCAAAUUGGAUUGGUUUCAACGAUAAUAGAAUUUCUGUAAUCCACAGAACUGAAGAAUGGGUAAUUCAAACUCUAGGUCAGUCACCUUACCCCGGACUCAGUCUUCUGUCUCUUCGAUGUUACAGAAAGAUGAUGCUUAUAUCCGAAACAUGUCAAAGGUCCGGGUAUUUCCACAACCUCCAGGUAGCCAAAUGUUGCGGGCUACAGAAAACGGCAUAUUUCUCCAAAACGAAGGCACCAUAACUGGAAAGAAAGCACAAAGGUCUGUGAAACAAGCGACUGGUGACGUUAACCCAGAGCUUGUAGGUCUUCUCCACAAGCGACUAAAGUUACAAGAAGCCUACUAUCGUGAUUCGUCUGUUAGACGAGGUUUCUUCGGAUCAAAUAAAGCAUACAGCGAUCCAGAUAUUGUACAUAGUAUGUUGAACUGGCACGAUCUUCUGGAUGGCGAAAAGGAUGAGGUCAACAGUAUAUACAAUUCCAGAAGCCUCAUUGCUCUAAGUCCUAGUGAAGCAAAAAUUAAAGCCAGAAAGAAGUCGCAAGAAUUUGGGCGGUUCAAUUCAAGUAGUCUUCCUCGAGAUUUCAACAGCACGCAUCAUCUUGACACAAGAAGAAAUGUUGAUCAGUUUAACAGUCACAAAAAGUCAUUCUUUUCAAAACUGCGAAAUAAUAAUAAAAAUGAAAAGAAGAAAGACGUUCCCGGGUGUGUGCAAAAUCCAGUCAUUCCUACACCUGAUUAUAGCACGGAAUCCGAGGAGCCAAAAAUUGAAGAUGGUGACGAUAAGGGGUAUUAUUCUCAAGAAUUCAGAGUAGAAUCUCGAGUGAGAAAUAGCUACAACGAAAAUGGGAAAAACAAAAAAACGAAACGUAGUUUAUACGAUCUCAAUAAAAAACACAUGCGCGAUGAAGAUGCAAACAAAGCAGGAGUAGAAACCUAUUCGAGCGUUAGUACAAAUUCAAAAAAACAGACACAAUAUGAAGCUUUUAAUAAAGAGUUAUGUACAAACUUCAUAGAAGAUAUUCCACAACGUUCAAACUGUUAUCCAAGAAAUCAGAAUUCAGCCUUCUCAGAGAGCCAGAUUAACAGAAUACAGGAAGAAAGUAAAACUAAUUUUGAUCCCAGAAUAGCACCGAGUUUUGUUAAAGUAUCAAGUCAACCAGUAAUACCGUUUAAAUCAGAGACAACAAAUUCAUCUUGUCCUCAGACCGUGACUACAAACAAUAAAGAUUAUAUCUCAUCUUUUGAUUACCAAGAUAAAUACCAUACUUCAGAAGUUACUAAUAAGGUGAACGUAAAAUAUCGAGAUAAACCUUUAGCUCACAUAAAAAACAUGUCAUUUAAACAAAAUCAAUGUUUACCAGUGCAACAAAAUCAAUGUUUACCAGUGCAACAAAAUCAAUGUUUACCAGUACAACAAAAUCAAUGUUUACCAGUGCAACAAAAUCAAUGUUUACCAGUGCAACAAAAUCAAUGUUUACCAGUGCAUGUCUGUGGGAUAUAUAGUUCUGCAGUCAAAGAAAAAUCUCAACUGAACUUGAAGAACCGGUGUGGUCAAGCGAGUCCUUAUCUCAAUGCUUCAGGACUGUCCUCCGAAUCAAGCCUGUCUGAUGAAGAAGAUAUAAAGAUUAGUGUGAAACUCAAACCCAUUUUACCACGGAAACAGCUCCAACUGCCACGUUUCUCGCCGACUGAAGCCUGGAGAUCUUUAUUCUCUGACGCCCAGCAGUCAGGAGCAAGCAGCGAAGGAGAGGAAGAGGUAAAACUACACCAAAUUAACAGACCUAUGGCUCCACCUAGACUUUUCACAGAUCGUUGUGGAGAUUCCGGAAUUUCCCCAGAUGCUGGAAGUCCAGCAUUAAUGAAUGAUACUUUUGAAGUUUUGUUUUCUGAUAGUAAACAAUGGAAAAGUCUUCAAAAUGGGCCUUUACUCUCUGAAGAAAUACAAGAAUCUUUUACUUUCAAUAAACAACACGAUCCAGUGCAAUGGACUCCUGCACAGGACUUGGAUGAUUCAGAAAGAGAGAGCGAAGAGAGAGAAUUUGAAGGUGUUAUUUCUGCAACUCCAAUUCAACCCAAGCCAGCUUUUCUAAACAACUUGUGUACUGAUCAUUAUAUUUCACGAAAUAUUACCGAAUCUAACGGAAUAAACGUGCCACCGUGUGGCUCACCAGAACCAAUGCACAUUAAAAGCGACGACAAAUAUAAUAAAACUAACAAGAAAAAUCAACAACACUUCAACAGUCUACGCAAUCUAAAAAAAGCUUUCGGAUUUCGAGGUAAGCUCUCAACUUUAGAAUGCGUUAAUAACGUAGAUUCAAACUGGCACCUCAGUCGUAGUGUACCCGAUAACAUUGAUAACACCGAAAAAUCUGAGAUUUCGAAUCUAGAUUACAGACAUUUGGAAAGAAGUUGUCCGGGAUCUCUGGUAGACAAUCCUGACAAGGAACUGCAACAAGGUAAGCUGAUUCCACACAGUGAGAAAGAAUGCAUGAUGUAUCUACCAGGGUAUGGUGUAACAUGCAUGGAGAAACACAGAGACAAUGUCAAAACUUCGACACUUCAGAAGGAAACAAAACCAAUUCAUACUAAAAAGAAAAAUAAAUUUACAUUCCAGGGCACUUUUCGAAAAGAAGAGAAACGUAGAUUAGAAGAAAAAUUAAUAAAUGAGGUUGUAGAAAAGGAAAGACUGCGUGAGGCAGAAAUGGAAUGGAUGAGUAGGGUUGAGGAAGAAUUUCGAAAACAGCGAGACACGGAAAAGCUUAACCUACGAAGUCAGUUACGAGUUUUGAACCAACAUUCUUCAGUGUAUGAACCACAGAAGGAUAAUUCUUUUCGCAACUUUAAGCCAAGGAACGAAUUGCGACCUGAUUCUCAGAAUCUUAACUGUUUUUCAGAAUCCGGUAGUCUGUCAGUUAGCAGUGAGAAAACCAAAGGGUAUGAAGAUGGCAACACAACUAAUGAGCAUUACUACGCCUCUGUGGAUGAUCCAAGAAUUAACAAAAGGCCUACAGGAAUGGGUAAGUGGAUGCUUCGCAACCAACAUGUAAGUGUUAAUACACCAGACCCAUUAAACAUUUCUCAACAGGUUAGAGACAAAAUGAAAUCUGUUGACUUGUACAAACAUGAGCAUCAACUAAAACCACUGUAUUCUGAGGCUAUGAACAAAGACCGGUUAGAAAGCCAGCUACACCGAAAAGACUUUAGGAACAGCACAAAGGUAUCUGAUGUUUAUAUGUUUCAUCCUUCAGACGCAAGACAAGUAAUAAAAUUAGAAAAGUCAAAGAAUCUUUACUUACCGCACACAGCUAGGAACGACAAUAUAAACGAUAAAACGUUAAACCCGACAUACGUUCAAUAUAACAGAAAAGAGGAUUCCCCGUAUUUAAACUCACCAACGAAUAUCGUUUCUCCUAGUAGAGUAGAAAGAGAGAAUAGCCUGACUAAAACCUCAUUGGACAGUUUCGACCUCUCUUCAUCUUUAAGCACAAAUCGUGAUAGACAGUUACCAGAGUCAAAAAACAAUUUCAGCAGAAGAAACAACAGGAAUUCAACACUCGACUUCAAUGGUUUUACCGAACCUCACUCUGAAAAAAUGUUUACAAGGAUUAACCGCAUUGAUUGGAUUUAACAAUCAUAGCCUUUGCUGUAAAACUGAAAUCCCAAGGCCUACCUCUGCCACUGUGUGUGUGGUAGACAAAACUUGUCCUGAGAAUAGUAAAGACGCAACGUCAUCACUGAAUCCUGACAGCUCAUUCCUCCGAACCAACAGCUUGAGAGACUUUGAAUUUGAGCUCAAAGAAGAAUGGCGUAAAGAAAUAACGUUAAAACUUGAAAUAUAUUUCCUAAGGAUAUCAAAGAAAGAGCUUUUACGACUGUGGCUAUUUUUGGGAACAGUAGUUUCAAUAAAGUUUGCUAAAAAGAGUUUUUAUCUGAUUAUACCAGAUGAUCGAGAACCAUUACAAAAUUGGCCGAGCAAUGGCUAAAAAGGCCUAAUAAACGAAAACUUGUUGUAGGUAACCAAGGAAACUAAUGGUAGAGUUCACGCAGUACAGGCAUUCUCUGAUUCUACUUACGCUGUCUCCAGUUGAUAGUUAAGUAAAUACAAAUAUAUUCUAGAUGUACUUGCGCAGGGUCCCCGAAAGUGUUCUCUUUCAAGAGUAAAUAAAACCAAAAUUAAGAGUAA
Limulus polyphemus (Atlantic horseshoe crab) is the source of this 4680-nucleotide messenger RNA. RefSeq lists its product as uncharacterized. Bases 553 to 4125 code for a protein of 1190 amino acids. The record is from RefSeq and is a predicted model, not a curated record. Lineage: Eukaryota; Metazoa; Arthropoda; Merostomata; Xiphosura; Limulidae. The transcript has 3 exons.